Molecule: messenger RNA, 1834 nt
Organism: Thunnus maccoyii (southern bluefin tuna)
Lineage: Eukaryota; Metazoa; Chordata; Actinopteri; Scombriformes; Scombridae
Gene: ubap1lb
Product: ubiquitin associated protein 1-like b
Exons: 6
Coding region: 265-1416 (383 amino acids)
Biological process (GO): ubiquitin-dependent protein catabolic process via the multivesicular body sorting pathway
Cellular component (GO): ESCRT I complex
Molecular function (GO): ubiquitin binding
Source: RefSeq, a predicted model, not a curated record
GAUGUCUGGCUCUGACUUGUUUUUGUUUACUUCCUCUGUGGUCCUCUCUGCAGUCAAUAUGUGCGUGGAAGGUAAAGCAGCUGAUGUAUGGCAGUAGAUUAGUGAUCCAGGUGGCUAUCCUUAAGGCUCCUUCUCUAAUAUUGUCGGCGGUCAGAGGCUGCAGACAGUAAAGCCUCAGAAGCCCACAAACACCUGAGAGGUGAUAAACAGAGUCUGAGAAGAGAGGAAGCCACAGCUUGAAGAAAACACAGUGAGUUGAGCAGUAUGGACGGUGUUCCUCUGAAAAUGCCACAGGUUUUCCCUCAAGAAGUCAAAGAUGACGUGAAAGUUAUUGUCCCUGAUUACCUCACCAUCCUGCAAGAGACAGAGUAUGAGUUCAGUCUGGAGAACUGGGUGCUAACCGGGCUGCAGAGUGGCUUCACCAACCAGCACCGGCCUCAGGUCUCCUCCUCUGCAUCAGGAGUGCCGCCGUCCUGCCCGCCCUACUGGAUGAUGUUCAGUAGCCCCCAGCAGAGCCGCCUGGCCAGCCGCCAUAGCUCUGACUUCUGGGAGCCCAAUCCUCGACAGAGAUCCCGCAGCCUCAACCCUGCUGUCCUGCGCACCAAGUUUGUCAUCUUGGACUCUGAAGAUGAAGGAGAAAGCGCUGCGCAGAAAGCAAAGGCACCUUUGCCAGCGGUAGCCUGCUUGAGUGGAGACCGCUCUGCUGCGUCAUGUCAGCGUGGCCAGAGGAAAGCACAGAAAGCCUUUGUCCCAGACCUCCUGAACCCUCCUGCCUGCCUGAGCAGCCUGCCACACCAGCGCAGGAAGAACCUGCGCCAGUGUUCCCUCUCAGGGCUGGAGACAUCCAAGCAAGAUGAUCCCAAAACAGACAGCCAAUCAAAGAGCCCAUCCCCACACAGAAACCCUAACACCAGAUCCAAAACAAUCGAUAGGCUCCCCAGCAUCAACAAGCAGACGCCAACACAUAUGAAGUCGCUCAGCCCGGAUUCCUGUAGAAAUGUCCAUGUGGCUUCACACCAUGUGGGUCUCCCUUCUUCUGGUUCGGACUCGUCAGCAGAGCUCCUCUCAGCUCUGAGCCCAGAGGAGAGAGAGCUGCUUGGGGUGAUCACUGCCAGGGGUUACCCCCUCCGCACUGCCAUUAUUGCCCUGCAGAAGACAGGCCGGCAAACCCCGGAGCAGAUCUUGAGCUACGUGGUGGCAUGUGACCAUCUAUGUCAGCUGGGUUAUGAUAUGGCUCAGGUAGAAGAGGCUCUUGAGAUGUUUCAGAAUUGUGAAACAAAGGCGCAGGAGUUUCUUCAUCUCCUGAGCCAGUUCAAUGAGAUGGGCUUCCAGCAGAAUGCCAUCAAAGAAGUGCUGCUCGUCCAUGAAAACCACCGUGAGCGGGCCCUGGAGGAACUAAUGAUGCGUGUCGCGUGAUGGCAGAUCAACACAAAGACUCACAUAACUGAAUGGCAACCUGAUAUAUUUCAUAUAAUUAUCAAUGCAAGAAAAUAUGAAAUUCCUAUUGAUUAAGGCACUCAAGAAAAAAAAAAAAAAUACUAAACACAAUUCAUUAUAGUUGAGGAUUUAUGGUGGCCUUUACACAGGAAAAGUAUAUUCUUAAAACAAAUGCUUUUUCAAUAAAUAUUGCAAUUACAAGGAGGAUAUGAUGUGCCCAUAUUGCAGAUUUUUUUCAUUAUUUGUUUAUUGUCAUUUUACUCAUUAUUUGGCUAAAAGUGUUAAUUAUUAUAUUCACACUUUUUUAUGGUCUAACUUAUAUUAUCAGUGUAACAGUCUUAAGUGAUCUAAGUAGCCCUAAUUGUGUCAGAUUAAUUAAAGCUACAUUACAACACUA